This is a messenger RNA of Cyanidioschyzon merolae strain 10D, 1311 nucleotides long. RefSeq lists its product as hypothetical. The transcript has 2 exons. The coding region runs from base 1 to 1311 and encodes 436 amino acids. Gene Ontology annotation, molecular function: Hsp90 protein binding. The record is from RefSeq and is a predicted model, not a curated record. NCBI's taxonomy places the organism in Eukaryota, Rhodophyta, Bangiophyceae, Cyanidiales, Cyanidiaceae.
AUGAAAGAGCACUCGUUUUCCGAGAAUAACGAUCUACUUCCAGACCUUUUUGCUGAGAACGCUGAAGAGCUUCCGGCUGACUCGGCCCUGCGACGUCUGAUACAAGGCGACGAGACCGCUGAUGAGCAGGCCGAGCUUUUGCGUCAACGUGGCAACCAGAGAUACCGCCUUGGCUGCCGUCUACUCGACCGCGGAAAUGAUCCCGGUGCAGAUUUAACACUCCCUGGCGGUGAGCAAAGCGUGGCGACGUUACGAAAACGUGCUCACGCGUUGUUCCAUCAGGCGAUGGCGUCGUACACGGAAGCACUAGCUUUACCAGGAGUCUCCUCAACCGUUCGAGGUGCACUCUACCUAAACCGAGCGGAGGUACAUCGACGACUUGGAAACUAUGCGCGAGGCCUGCAUGAUGCACAGCAGUGUAUCCGUUCGUGCGGUCUGGAACACCCGAAAGCCUUUUAUCGGGCAAGUGCGUGUGCUCUAGCUCUGGGCAAGCUGCCUGAAGCGCGAACAUUUUGCGAACAGGGCUUGGAACGCACCAAAGCCCCGGAACAUGUGCUCGAGCGCAGAGCGCUUCAGCGUCUCGAAGAACGAAUCGCCGAGGAGAUGGUACGUGCCCAGCGCUUGCUCGCUGAGAAGGACGCCCUGCUCCAGCAGCGAGUCGACCAGAGUCAGCGCUUGCUCGAUACCCUAGAACGCCAGCGAAUUCGCCUCGGGAUGCCGCUAUUUGCGCAACAGAAAAAAGUCUCAAACUGGCAACCGAAACCCGUACCCGUGGCACGGGACGAGCCCAAUCCUGAUUCGGAAAGCACUGUGUCCAUCAAGUUCAGCUGGCCGUUCAUGGUGGUGUACCCGUUAGUUCAACAAAGCGAUUUUUUCGAAAACGUUGACGAUGACGCAGAGCUGCAAGCGCUCUUUUCUGAUCUAUUACCCGUUGAGGGACCGCCUGCGUUAACCUUCGACCCAGAAGGACGAUAUCGCUGCGAUCGAGUUGCUUUUUGGUAUGCAACGCAAUGGACCCGAACGCUGGUCGAUGUCGGCGACCCAGCGCUCUUACGUGACCUGACAAGAGUACAGGAUAACGAGUUUUGUGGCUCCCUGUUACCUCCAGAGGAGCAAGGCACUUGGAAACAGGUUCUUCUUGACGAUAUCGGACUUGAUGCGGCACGGUUGCCACGCGAUACCGUGUGUGUCCGAACAUUACGUGAUCUUGUCACCCAGCCGGACUAUAUUGUGCCCAUGUUCCCAGUGCUUUUUGUGGCUCCCCGAGGAGCUACUCCGGCUCCAUUCUGGUUAGCGGCAAGCUUCUCUUGA